AUGGCACAUGCGCAUACUUAUCCCAUUCCGCACGACCUCUUUACGCAAGAAAUCCCUCCUUCGCCGACGUUGACCAACCCCGACAUGAUCCUUCCGUACCACCCUCUUCACACGUCGAGCCCGACACCUCUGGCUUCAUCGCCGAUCCUCCAAUCAUCCCUACCUCUGCGCCCUGACUCUGCGGUCUCUUUGAGCUCAUCCCAACCAGAUCAUGAGGCUUCAGUCGAAGUUGGCGUUGCGACAACCGUAAGGAUGCCUUCACGCGGAGAUCCUUCCGUUGGCACCGGUUAUAACAGUUAUGAGCACGGUGCAGCUUUGAGCGACAUUGGAGAGGAAGAAACUCCUAAGUCAAGGAAGAGCCGAAAAACAGACAAUUCGACGAGAUCAAAUCCUCCCUCCCCGACGCCUGCUGGACGGGCGUCGCAUUCGAAUCAGAGACUUAGUAGUCGCUCUUGUUCAAGCGACAGUUCUGAUCCAGGAGAUUGGGAGGAUUUCGAUGGCUCGAAUAUCAUGAAUGAAAGGCUAGCUGCAGAUGUAGCUAAAGUGCCGGAUGACGAGGUUGAGGAUUCCGGUAGCAAGAGAAACUCCGCUGUGGCAUCCAGCGCGGAGGACGAAAUGGCUCUGCUCAACGAGCGGGCCGAGAGGAUCCUUGAGAAUGCCAGAAAGCGUUUGACGCACAUGGAAGACCACCUGAGCAAAGCUCGCCAUGGCAUUCUUAUGUCGGCGAGGUCGUCCCCGAAUAUGUCAAAUCAGCAUCACCCUGCAGGCGGUCUGUAUCGUUCUAUCUCUGCGGCAGGGGCAAGCCAUCGCCCGGCUCGACACCUCUAUCCAAUCGCCGCACCAAAAUCAGCAGCGCACACUAGAGGUGGUAGCGAUGUGACGACAACCUCUGGUCUGAAGCACCUUUCCAUAGCCCCCGAGGCCAGGUCUGUGAGCGCUCUUGAGUAUGGCCGAAGGCAAGAAUCACCGCAAGGUCUCAACUCUCCUUCAACCCGCAUUGGCGGAUAUUCUCCAACAAGUAAUCACAGCUUCAAUUCGCCCUUGCGCGUCCUUCAGGAGGAGCAAGGCACUCCAAGCACGAACAAAACUUCUCCUGACCCUUCCUCUCCACGGGGACUAGGCAUCAACUCUUUGGCCGCCAUUUCGAAAGAAAACAUAUCUGUUAUUGCCAGCAGCCCAACGACUGCUGUCACCCGCUCCUCCUCGGCAAUGUCAAGCCGAUCGAAAGCACUCCGUGAGCAAAUGUGGGACUUGCGAACUCGAAUUUCGGACUUGAAGGACAAGGCUCAAGCUGAUAGCUUGAAGAGGCGGAGCAUACAGAGCAUCCGAAGCUCCAGUCCUUUCACUAACGCCCAUGCACCGGACCAAUGGUAUACAAGCGCCCCCGAAUACAAGGAAGCGGGGAGUCCAGUCAAUACAAAUGCUGGGAAAGGAUGGAGUCCGCUCCCUGGCAAUUCGGAUGGGGAUUGGAGUUCUUCUCACAUCAGAGUGCCCGUGGAAGUUCAGAUCACACCUGUCACACCGCAAGCACAGAAAUUGACGAACGUGGAUGCACUUGCAACCCAUGAUUCCUUACUGCUGAGUGAGGCAAGAACGGACAGGAACACUCCCAGUCUACACAAGGCGAUCAACCUAGCGCCUGCUGGGCAGGAUGACUCGAUGUCAAUCAUUCAGGAAUCUAUGUACGAAGAUGCGGCCCAGGAAUUGGAGGACGAAGAAGCCGUUGCGGCUUCAGAAGAAGAGCAGAUCUAUUUGAACGAAGUCCUAGAGGAGAGUCUACAGGAAGCCGAGCCGGAUCUCCCAGGCCUUACCGAGCAGAUACUCUCAGUUGAGGGCCCGGCAGAACGGCAUGAAGAUCGAGUCGAUGCUUUCGACUAUGAGAACAUGUUCCUCCACAGUGCUUUGGGCAAUUACACUGGUACAGGCACCAGAAGUGAGACUCCCAGCGAAAGCGACGGCAGCAGCAUAGCUACGACUCGACUGGAUCCGAAAACGCCCACGGCGGAAGUCGAUGAAAGCGAGACCGAGUUGGAUGCUGAUGUCAGUACAGAAGAAACAACCACCCCGGUUCAAGAGACUUUCCAGACUUCAGUCGUGCAACCUGAUGUCACCGCUUACCUCGCAGCACCUGUCAAACCGUGGAUGAAGGCUGUUCGAAGCAACAGUCUGGAUUCAGUCUCAACUGUGGCUACCUUCGCCACAGCUGCAGAGGGAGGCGGUGAAGGGCGGGAAGAGGACGGCAUGCCAAGCGAGGUCCUCUAUUGGGGUAAUGGGGGAAGAGGCUUCCCGCGGCCACCAGUCAGUCCGAAACAUGAAAAGCCUCCUCCAAGGUGGUCCACACCUCCAUCGAACGGACGACUGCAGCAAGGUCCAGUGAGAACGCCGCAUAUAGUUCACACUCUUGCGCCUGUCGCAUCCAAUGGCAUCUCCGCCCCUCCUAAUCAGCCACCGGGAGCGCUUUCCACCGCCACCUCGGGGGUCAAGCAGGUGCAGACUGACCCGGUCAAUGCAGGUACAGUCGACCAUCCCGCAAACACCGAGAUUCUGAUGGAAAGCCUGGUCAAGCUGGCAGACCCAGACUUCAAGAUUGUGCAUGAAAAGGGGUCGGCGACGUUUACAGAUAUCGACAAGAGUCUUGUCCUCGAUCUUUUGCGAGCCGUGGGAGGCGUCUGCAAUCAGAUCCUGAAAGCAGAGAUGAGCCACGAAGUACGAGCGGUAAAGGUCUUGCGGAGAAGAUUGGACGAAUCACGGCAGUUGUUGGAGGGUCAAACGACCGAAUAA
Messenger RNA from Capronia epimyces CBS 606.96, 2781 nucleotides. RefSeq lists its product as uncharacterized. The coding region runs from base 1 to 2781 and encodes 926 amino acids. The transcript has a single exon. Lineage: Eukaryota; Fungi; Ascomycota; Eurotiomycetes; Chaetothyriales; Herpotrichiellaceae. The record is from RefSeq and is a predicted model, not a curated record.